CUCUCCUGCUUGCCUCUCAUCCAUUCUUUCCGCAGUCUUACAUUUCCAUCGGCCUUCGGCAUGCAUUCUCCGUAAUUGUAGCAAUGGGGCUAUUCGUAGACAUCUGGCAUCGGGUGUGGGACAGCAUAAUCGAUAAUAGACAGAAGUUGACAGCGACGGGCGGUUUUCUGCUGGGCAUCAUCGUAACUUUAGGAUUCAAGGACUUUUACCCCGAUCUCGAACAUGCUUUUCAAAGGCGCGUACGACAGGUGAGAGGACAACAGCAACACCAUCCACGGCCAGGACAGGCAGAUUAUGUUCGCCUCGAAGAUCACACCAAAAGGAAAUCUCUCGCACCGGCUGCUGCCAAUCUAGAUACCCGAUGGUCCCAAUCAGAUGCGAUCACGGCACAAGAGGAAAUCAGUGUGGGCGUGGAGGGCCUCAUCGGUAAUACUCCACUCAUCAAGCUCAAGUCUCUUAGCGAAGCGACAGGAUGUGAAAUUCUUGCAAAAGCGGAAUUACUCAAUGGUGCGGGCAACAGCCCGAAAGACAGGGUUGCUCUAUCGAUGAUCACUCAUGCCGAAGAAGCCGGCUUGCUUGAACCUGAUCGCGGAGAUACGAUUUAUGAAGGCACAGUCGGCUCAACUGGCAUCUCACUGGCAGCAGUAGCGAGGGCCAGAGGAUACAAAGCACACAUUUGUAUGCCCUCGGACGUGGCGGUCGAGAAGUCCGACCUCCUGCUCAAACUCGGCGCCAUAGUCGAGCGCGUCAAACCAGCAUCGAUCGUCGACCAAGGCCAAUUCGUCAACAUGGCUCGCCGCCGAGCACAAGAGCACACAGAUGACCCCUCGAAACCUGGCCGUGGCUUCUUUGCAGACCAGUUCGAGAACACGGCCAAUUACCUUGCACACCAAAAUUCGACUGGACCAGAAAUCUAUCAGCAGACAAAUGGCCAGCUCGACGCUUUCAUCGCUGGCGCAGGCACUGGAGGCACAAUCGCAGGUGUCGCACUGGCCCUCAAACCGCUCCUUCCUGAGCUCAAAAUCGUCCUCGCAGACCCUCAGGGAUCAGGUCUCUACAACAAGAUCAAGUUUGGCGUCAUGUUCUCCCCAACCGAGGCCGAAGGUACGCGACGACGCCAUCAGGUCGAUUCAGUCGUUGAAGGCGUAGGCAUCAAUCGUCUGACCACCAAUUUCAACGCUGGCAUGCAUCUCAUCGAUGACGCUGUCAAAGUGACAGACGAGCAGGCAAUGAAAAUGGCAAGAUGGCUCGUGGAAAAGGAAGGUUUGUUUGUUGGCGCUAGUAGCGCUGUGAAUUGUGUUGCAGCGGCGAAAUUGGCAAAGCAAGAAGGGUGGCAAGGAAGCGGAAAGAGAAUCGUCACCGUAAUCUGUGAUUCUGGCACGAGACAUCUUUCGAAGUUCUGGAAACUGGCUGGAGAUAUCGGAGGCGAGGACGUGGAGUUCGAUCUGGAUGAAAUUUUGCAGGAUGACAAGAUAUGAAGAGAGUCCCUGAAGAUGAAAUUGUCGAUUCGGCAGUCUCUACGGCCCGUUUACAGCUUUGCAAUAGCUGCACCACUUCUGCCCUUUCGGAUG
This is a messenger RNA of Cercospora beticola, 1571 nucleotides long. RefSeq lists its product as uncharacterized. The record is from RefSeq and is a predicted model, not a curated record. NCBI's taxonomy places the organism in Eukaryota, Fungi, Ascomycota, Dothideomycetes, Mycosphaerellales, Mycosphaerellaceae. Gene Ontology annotation, cellular component: cytoplasm.